Akanthomyces muscarius is the source of this 1518-nucleotide messenger RNA. RefSeq lists its product as uncharacterized. NCBI's taxonomy places the organism in Eukaryota, Fungi, Ascomycota, Sordariomycetes, Hypocreales, Cordycipitaceae. Gene Ontology annotation, molecular function: serine-type endopeptidase activity. Gene Ontology annotation, biological process: proteolysis. The record is from RefSeq and is a predicted model, not a curated record. The transcript has a single exon. Bases 1 to 1518 code for a protein of 505 amino acids.
AUGUCGGAGUUUUUGGAGGAAGUCAUCACUCCCACGGAGACAGAGUCUCGGCUUGUUGUCAUAUUCAAGACAGCAUCUGUGGUCAAAGUCAAUGCCAGGGGCUUGGAGCCUGCCAAUGAAGAUGUCGCUCCGCUGCAGGCCGUUCUUGACCGCCAUAAAGCAUCAUUGACGUUGCUAUUCGGUCAGGACGAGAACCGUCUCCGUCGCGACCAGGCGGAUGUCCUUGGCGCCUCUGCCGAAGCUGGAGAGUCACCCAACCCAGCCGAAGAAUUUGACGCCGAUGAUACGGCUCCUUCUAAUGAUGGUAACAUACCCGACCUGGCAAGCUUUUAUUAUGUAGAUGGCGAGGUGGACAAUCUCGAGAGUCUUGCAGCGGAGCUCAACCAGCAUGAUCUGGUCGAUGCCGCGUACAUCACUCCGCCAACCUCUCAGCCACUACUUUUGAAGUCUGUUACGUCGCCUGAGGAUAUGGAAGUGCCUGCCAUCACCCCCAACUUUACUUCGCGUCAAAUCUAUCUCGGACCGGCUCCUGGAGGCGUUGAUGCAAAGUAUGCACACACAGUCCCGGGCGGGCGAGGCGAAGGUUUCAGAGUGGGCGACGUCGAACGGGGUUGGCGGUUCACGCAUGAGGACCUGAGGGUACUUCAAGGUGGUGUCAUCUCGGGUACGAAUGCGCCUGACAACAGCCACGGCACAGCUGUGUGCGGCGUUGUCAGCGGUGAUGUCAACAACAUCGGCAUUCUAGGUAUCGCGCCGGAUUCAGUCUUUUACGGCUCCUCCUACGUUGGCAACUCCGUUGCUGCUGCCAUUAAAGCUGCCGCUGAUAGACUUCGGAGCGGCGAUGUUAUACUCCUCGAGGUUCAUCGGCCGGGUCCAAAUACCCCCAACCCACCAUCAGGCCAAAAGGGUUACAUUGCUGUAGAAUGGUGGCCUGAGGACUUUGCGGCGAUCCGCUAUGCGGUCAACAAGGGCAUCGUCGUUGUGGAAGCUGCAGGCAACGGGGGGGAGAACCUCAAUGCAGCCAUCUACAAUACGCGCCCCGCGGGAUUCCCCAACUCGUGGCGCAACCCAUUCAAUGUGCUGAACCCGUCCUCAGGUGCCAUCAUCGUCGGUGCUGGGUGCCCCCCACCGGGAACCCAUGGCCGGAACCACGGCCCCGAUCGAUCACGCCUGAGCUUCUCCAACUACGGCUCUCGCGUUGACUGUCAGGGCUGGGGCAGGGAGGUCACCACUACGGGCUAUGGUGACUUGCAGGGCGGGCAGAGUGCGGAUUUGUGGUACACGGACAUCUUCAACGGCACAUCGAGCGCGUCGCCCAUGGCCGUGGGCGCGGUUCUAUGUGUCCAGGGCGUUAGGAAGAAGAAGAAUAAGCUGCCUCUGUCUUCGGCACGGUAUCGGACUCUACUGCGCCAGACGGGCUCGCCGCAGCAAGCUGGUCCUGGUGCGCCAGUUUCGCAGCGCAUUGGAAACCGGCCGGAUUUGAGGAAGCUCAUUCCUGCUGCUCUGAAUCUUCCAUGA